UUCCUUAAACGUUCCCUGUGCCCUCUACCAUUGCAAAAGGGUCGUGCAGGGUUGGACGGUGAAGUCGGUGUGACCGGGCUGCCCGGACCAAAGGGUCAGCCCGGAGCCGUCGGUCUGCAGGGCCCUCCCGGGCCGAAAGGACACCCGGGAGAUGUGGGCCCACGAGGGCCGAAAGGCUCGAUUGGUCUGCGCGGUGUCCCCGGCCCGAGAGGGGUGCUCGGCGAGCUGGGACCCUCAGGAGAGGUUGGGGCGCCCGGGUUUCCGUCUCAUUUUUCCGCCACAUUUGGUGUUUUGCACAACAUUUCUUUCGCCUCCCUUUCUCGCCUGCUUCACUCGCGACAGGGGCCCCCGGGUCCGGCCGGUAGUUCUGGGCUCCGCGGACUGCCCGGCUCGAUGGGUCCCCCCGGACCGAAGGGCGAGAUGGGCGACCCCGGCGAGCCGGGCCCAGUCGGGCCAAUCGGAGCCGCCGGCCCCGCUGGCCUGCCGGGGCCGCCAGGCAGCCGCGGUUUCCUGGGCCCCUCGGGCGAACGCGGUCCCGUCGGAAACACCGGCGUCCCGGGCGUGCCGGGCUUGCCGGGCAAUCCGGGAAUGCAGGUGAGCCCCUCACAGCGCGCCAGUUGGCAAAAACACGCUGUUUUCCUACAUUUUGCCCGGUUCGACCAACUUCACGGUUGCCUAGUCACCAAACUGUCUGUCUCCGAGGCGGACGCCGGCCAGCGCCGACUUCACCGACUCCUUCCGGCCAGUCGCGCAGGUCGGCGUUCGUCUUGUAACCGGGCCGACCGAUUGGUUGUCCGUCUCUCUCUCUCUCUGUCGGGCGAAGCCGGCGACAAGGGCGAGCCCGGCGAGCCCGGCGAGUUGGGCGACCCCGGCCUGAUUGGUCCGUUCGGCUACAAGGGGAACCGGGGCGCCCGCGGCCUCACCGGCCCGAAGGGGAACGAAGGCAAGCCGGGCAUGACGGGCGUCCGAGGCGAGAUCGGCUUGAAGGGCGAGAAGGGCGAGCGUGGCGCUCUGGGACCCCGCGGCGCCGAGGGUCCCAACGGACUCAAAGGCGAGCCCGGCCUGCGCGGAGAGCCGGGACCGCGAGGAGUCGAGGGGGAAAAGGUGAGUGUCGUCCGGCCCGGCGUCAAGGGCCGAGAGCAGAGUUUGGCGAAACUUAAACUGGACGAAUGGCAACUGUUUAACCCUCUCUCUCUUUCCCACUUCGACACUACCAUCUGUCGACAGGGCGACCAGGGGGCAACUGGUGGUUAUGGCUAUCCCGGCAACCCGGGCGAGAAGGGUGUCGAUGGGCCCGUGGGCCUGCGCAGUCGGGAGGGCGAGAAGGGCGAUCCCGGACCAAUGGGACCGCUCGGUCUGAACGGGCCACCCGGGCCUCAGGGAUCCCCAGGACCUCGGGGAUCUGUGGGCCAGUCUGGACCAAUAGGAAUGAAGGGAGAUGAGGGCAUGAUGGGAUCGCCGGGACCCAGUGGAGCCCCGGGACCCCAGGGUCCGGUGGGACCGCCGGGCUUCUUCGGCAUCAGUGGACCAGUGGUAAGUUGA
Messenger RNA from Protopolystoma xenopodis, 1542 nucleotides. NCBI's taxonomy places the organism in Eukaryota, Metazoa, Platyhelminthes, Monogenea, Polystomatidea, Polystomatidae. The record is from the annotation of a GenBank genome assembly.